UAUUCAUCCUAGGGUACUUCAUGCUAAUUUUUUAAUUAUUUCGAAAAAAAAAUAGAUAUAUUGUUUACCACCGCUGACCAUUGCUCGUAUGCAUUCGUGCAGAGGAAUUUACGAGUUAAAAUUCUUUUAUAAGGUUUUCGUUGAGGUUUUUAUUUUGCGUUCAUAUUCACUUUGCUAUCUGAAGUAGUACUAACAAAUGAUGAUGGAACUUUCCUAUCCGUCGCUAAUUCGUCGCAAAGUAUCCGGACGCGUUGUUCAUUUCCUAGUCGUGUUUCUACUGUCGCUGUUGUGUUCUAGUAUUUCCAUAACAGCCCAUCAGGUUCCCCACUCAUCAAACAAGUUGUUGUCAUCUCUCGGCAUGGUAGCCGUGGCUUUCUCACCAAGCACCACAAAACAUUUGUAGAGGGAGGGGACAGUAGCUUGACUGUCAGGGGGAUGGAUGAGAUGUUCAUGGCGGGAGAGUAUAUCAGACGACAAUACAAUGAGUCAACACAUUUAAACUUGCUCACGGAGAAGUAUAAUGCAUCUGAGGUCUAUGUCAGAUCCAGUGACUUUGCUAGGACACUCAACAGUGCCUCAAGCUUUCUGCUUGGACUUUACCCCCCAAUGAACCAGACGCAGUCCACUUCGUAUGGCAGAAUAUACUCAGCACCAUACAACAUUCAACAGGUUCCUAUUCAUACUGUUGAUGUGGAGAAUGAUCAACUAUUGCGUGGUUGGAUGAACUGCUCAACAUUCCAGAAAAAAGUUUCUGCAUUCUACAACAGCGAGCAAUUCACAUCAUAUAAAUCACAGAGUGCAAAUUUCUUAAAGGAGCUUGAAGAUUUAACAGGGAUGGAGGACAUACAGCUAGAAAAUUUUUAUAAUGUCUAUGACUUCAUUCAUCUUCAUCGAGUAUAUGGAGACACGAGUCUUAAUUUGACAAAAGGCCAAUGGCAGCGGGUGCAGUCCAUCGCAGCCUGGGUCGAGAGCCACAAAUUCAGCUUUGACGUGAUUGGCAGCAAGGGAGGGGGGAUUCUAGCCAAUGAGAUUGCUGAAAAUUUCCAGGAGACAAAGACAGGGCAUCGUAAAGCUAAGCUCCUGUAUUACUCAGCUCACUACCCUACAAUAACAUCUCUCUUUGCGACUCUUGGGCUGGAUAAAGACCUCACCCUGCAUUCAAUUCCAUCCUACGCCUCACUGGUAAUCAUUGAGUUGCUCCAGACCAAUGUGGGGGAGUAUAAUGUUCGCUUUGGCUUCCGAGAUGGACCGGAUAAUGACACUGGACAGGAUCCAUUGCAAUUCCACGUGCUGCCUGGCUGCAAAGAGACACUCUGUCCGCUGGAGACGUUCAUCAAGCACGUGACAUCGUUACAAGUGCGUGACCAGAUGUCGUGGUGUGACGCAUGUGGUAACACGGAGUUACAGGCGUGCAAGCUAGGCAAACUUUAUACAAGGACACUCGCCAUGACCGCGGUAGGAGGGUUUUUCACCGGCGUUUUUGUGACCAUCAUUCUAACUGUCAUUCUAGUGGCGUCCUGGUUUAUGUUCUUAAAAAAGCGUUGUUUACCCAAUGGCGCUCGUCCCGCUCAAGGUCUUCCCAAUCUAGAACACAGGGGAGACUCCAGGAUCAUGUGAUGAGGAGAGGGUGGAACUCGCUGUUUGCAGACUCAGUACACAUCCCUGGGACUUGGCUGCUUUCAAAGGGGCUUUGUUAAGCAUGUGACCAGAA
This is a messenger RNA of Nematostella vectensis (starlet sea anemone), 1711 nucleotides long. RefSeq names its product prostatic acid phosphatase. The coding region runs from base 436 to 1617 and encodes 393 amino acids. The record is from RefSeq and is a predicted model, not a curated record. Gene Ontology annotation, biological process: dephosphorylation. The transcript is spliced from 8 exons. Gene Ontology annotation, molecular function: phosphatase activity. NCBI's taxonomy places the organism in Eukaryota, Metazoa, Cnidaria, Anthozoa, Actiniaria, Edwardsiidae.